AUGUCGCGUGCGAAAACUGAAGAGGCUGAGAUCAUGGAGCAAUUGCAGUCUGAAUCGCAGCUCUGGAGCCACGAAGGUGAAUCUGGGAAAGGUGGGCAAGACAGCGAUGGAGAGGAUAGCAGAGCUACAACACCAGAUUACGAACAUGAGGGAAAGAUUGGAUGGUUUGACUUGAGACAUCCUGGGGUAUCACUUGGUGGGUUUCUUCUUGAGUAUACGUGGGUACGGGACGACGCGUGGAAGCUGAUUGAUGCAGUGCUUUGGUAUUUCUUUGUUGGCUUCCCGGCUGCGUAUGGAGUGGCCUGGUUGAAUUGGGAGGGUUUUCGCUGGGUGGGUUACGAGAAGAUUAUGCGGUCUCCUAGUGGGAUUGUUAUGACGAGAGGUCUUUUUACAAUGUUCUACGCGCCUAUGAACGGGGUUGGGCUAACUGUGAUGUAGUGCUCUUUACGUUCGUCAGCAUCAUCCUCGUGGUCUCCUGGGCCAUGCAACUCUCUGCUGAAGAGAAGGAGAAGCGGAUUCGCAAGUUGAAGGAGGAGGCUAGGUUGUGGAAGAAGGCUUGUGAGAUCUUGGAGAAGGAGAAGAGGGAGUUGAUGUCGAAGGUGUGUAUUCUUAAUUGAAAGAUUUUCUUUGGGGUUUAUCUGAUGUUUGCGAAUAGGAACUUGAAGGCCCAAAAGCAAAAUUCUAUCCGUUUGCGAUGCGUGCUAGCAAGGAACUGAGUCGGGAGUAUGAACAAGAGCCCAAGGAACCGAGUGACUAUUAUCCAACGACACCAAAGGAUAUGAUUAAAGAGGUUAUGCGGAGACGAGCUGGGAAGCACUGA
This is a messenger RNA of Hymenoscyphus albidus, 820 nucleotides long. The record is from the annotation of a GenBank genome assembly. Lineage: Eukaryota; Fungi; Ascomycota; Leotiomycetes; Helotiales; Helotiaceae.